Debaryomyces fabryi is the source of this 1503-nucleotide messenger RNA. It is a transcript of the gene NUP60, whose product is annotated as FG-nucleoporin. Gene Ontology annotation, cellular component: nuclear pore nuclear basket; nuclear pore. Gene Ontology annotation, molecular function: structural constituent of nuclear pore. The transcript has a single exon. The record is from RefSeq and is a predicted model, not a curated record. Lineage: Eukaryota; Fungi; Ascomycota; Pichiomycetes; Serinales; Debaryomycetaceae. Bases 1 to 1503 code for a protein of 500 amino acids. Gene Ontology annotation, biological process: telomere tethering at nuclear periphery; NLS-bearing protein import into nucleus; poly(A)+ mRNA export from nucleus.
AUGGACAAUAGAAGGGUAUUCCGGUCUUACAAAGAUAAGGUGAAGGAUUCUGCUACACCAUAUUCCAGGCCUAAUAAUGGUUUAUUCUCCAAAAUGAAACUGUUUCUUACUGGCGCAUCGCUUUGGUCCAACCAUGAAACCACAAGUUACAAUGAACAGACCGCUGAUAAUACAAUGCGCAUGGUUACCGAGAAAGGUGAAAAGGGUGAAUCAAAUGUCAAACCUUUUAGUUUCCCAGAACCAGAUACAACUAUAUUUAAAACACCAUUAAAAUCCACAUCCAACCAGUUGAAAGCACCCAAUCAAGUUUUAUCAAGCUUUUUCCAGGAGAAAGGUGACAGGCCACUUACGGAUGUAGAAUAUGAAGGCGUUGUUAGUUUGUUGUCUAAGUCUAAAUCGGCUUCCAACACGCCAAAUAAUAGUGUUGUGUAUCGUGGAGAUAAUGCAUCAAGGCAAUCUGAGUCCAUUGCCGAUUCAACAGACCUAGGUAAUAAGGACGCCGACACAUCUGCAUUUAAGUCAUCUGCUUCAAAUUUAUUUGCCACGCCAUACAGCCAAAGAACUUUGAAGAAUACUAGCUCUAAUGACCACGUACUCUCAACUCCAGAAUACAAACCAGUAUACCAUACUAUCAAUGAAAAUUUCAACUCCAAAAACGUUCCAUCUGUGAAAAGAGUUUAUCAAUUUUCAGGAUUACCAUCUCCUUAUAGAACUAGAAUAAGGGCUCCAAGCUUGUCAGCUAAACCAAAAAUCCCAGCAAAGAAAUCGCCAACCAUUUCAACGUCCCCAUCAGCUCAGAAAGUCGCUUCGAAGCCUAUGAGUAAUGCGGCAAACGCAUUAUUAAAUAUUUUGGACGGAAACACACAUUCGGAAGAUGUUGAAAUGAAAGAUGUGUCUACCAAUAAGAGCGAUAUUAUUGAACAAUUUUCUAAUCCGUACCACAGACCUCACUCAUCCAAAAAACCUAGAAGUCAAGAUGACAAUAAGUCGAAAUUUUCCAUCAAUGCUAGUACACCAAUAAAACAGAAGAAGAGUACGUUGCUUACUGCUGACGAUAUCAAUAAAACUAUUUCUUUCGACAAGUCUGAAGAAUUACCUAAAGAUAAGAUUGCCCCAAAGAGCAACGAUUCCUCGAACGCCAAAACCUCAUUUGGUACUUCUACACAAAAUGAUAGUAAAUUUUCAGAUUCUACGUCUAGUAGUAAUCAGUUCAAAUUCAAUUUACCAAAAGAAGUACCAAAAUCCUCAGACAAGAGCCCCCAUAUCCCUCCUGAGGGCGGGAAAGAAAAUACCAAAGAUGCCCCCAAGUUCAACCACAGUCAAUUUCAAAAAAAUACGAAUGGCUUUUCAUUUGGUGAAACUACAAAACCAAAUAUAGACUCUAAUCCAGUGUACAAUAUUGCUAACAAAAACCUGGAGUUCAUAUUUCCGGAAAUAAUCCAGACAGAAGUCCACUUAGACUACAACAAAGUUAACAAGUAUAAGUCUUUGUUCGAGUUUUAA